AUGGGAAGCAAAGCGAACGGACUUAGGAGCACUACAUCAGCAGAGUAUCCAUUACCGGCAACCAGCUCGGCCGGAGAUUUAGCCUCAUCCUCUUUUCUUUCCCUGAGCAGCAGCUGGUCUGGAAGAAGCCCACUUGUUGCCACACAGACCUCAGUGAAAGCCUCAGGCAGACUCCAUGGAGAAGAACAAGAAGUUCUCAAGAGGGAUCAGGUCCAACAAGACAAGGUCUGGAGAGAGUUUGUGAAGGCUGAGAGGAAGGCAACCAAAUACUGGUAUCAGAACUGGAGUUUCCUAAAGGACUACGAUCCCCUGGGCAAGGAAAAAGUACCUGACCGACUUCCUGAAUACAUACCAAUAUUCUCAGACAAGAUUCCCAAUACCACCAACCAUGUUAUUGGCAGCAGAAUGAACACUGAUCUUGGUAAAACACUGAUAAAAAUGGACUAUUUCCUCAAUUAUGGAAGAAGAAAAAAGAAACUUGGGCAAGAACUCUAG
Molecule: messenger RNA, 495 nt
Organism: Python bivittatus (Burmese python)
Lineage: Eukaryota; Metazoa; Chordata; Lepidosauria; Squamata; Pythonidae
Gene: CIMIP5
Product: ciliary microtubule inner protein 5
Source: RefSeq, a predicted model, not a curated record